GCUCCCUGCUCCGGCCUCGCCGCCCCACGCUGCCACCAUGAGCCAGUCCUACUCCUCCAGCCAGCGGGUCUCUUCCUACCGCCGCACCUUCGGCGGCGGCUCCCCAGUCUUCUCCCGUGCCUCUUUCGGGGGCAAGGGCAGCAGCGGAAGCUCUGUCACCUCCCGUGUCUACCAGGUGUCCCGCACCUCGGCUGUCCCCAGCCUGUCCAGCUUCCGCACCACCCGCGUGACGCCCCUGCGCUCUUACCAAAGCGCCUACCAAGGUGCGGGCGAGCUGCUGGACUUCAGCCUGGCCGAUGCCAUGAACCAGGAGUUCCUUCAGACCCGCACAAAUGAGAAGGUGGAGCUGCAAGAGCUCAACGACCGCUUCGCCAACUACAUCGAGAAGGUGCGUUUCUUGGAGCAGCAGAAUGCCCUGAUGGUGGCCGAGGUGAACCGCCUGCGGGGCAAGGAGCCCACCCGCGUGGCUGAGAUGUACGAAGAGGAGCUGCGAGAGCUGCGGCGCCAGGUGGACCUGCUCACCAACCAGCGGGCCCGUGUUGAAGUGGAGCGUGACAACCUGCUCGAUGACCUGCAGAAGCUCAAGCAGAGGCUACAAGAAGAGAUCCAGCUGAAGGAGGAGGCUGAGAACAACCUGGCUGCUUUCAGAGCUGAUGUGGAUGCAGCCACAUUGGCACGCAUUGACCUGGAAAGACGCAUUGAGUCCCUGCAGGAGGAGAUUGCCUUCCUCAAGAAGGUUCACGAAGAGGAAAUCCGGGAGCUGCAGGCUCAGCUGCAGGAACAGCACAUCCAGGUGGAGAUGGAUAUCUCCAAGCCUGACCUGACGGCUGCACUGCGGGACAUCCGUGCUCAGUAUGAGAGCAUUGCUGCCAAGAACAUUGCUGAGGCUGAGGAGUGGUACAAGUCCAAGGUGAAUGACCUGACACAGGCAGCAAACAAGAAUAAUGAUGCACUGCGGCAGGCCAAGCAGGAGAUGUUGGAGUACCGGCACCAGAUCCAGUCCUACACCUGCGAGAUUGAUGCCCUGAAGGGCACGAACGACUCACUGAUGCGUCAGAUGCGGGAGAUGGAGGAGCGCUUUGCAGGGGAGGCUGGUGGCUACCAGGACACCAUUGCUCGGCUGGAGGAGGAGAUCCGACACCUGAAGGAUGAGAUGGCUCGCCACCUGCGCGAGUAUCAGGACCUGCUCAACGUCAAGAUGGCUCUGGAUGUGGAGAUUGCCACAUACCGCAAGCUGCUGGAGGGCGAGGAGAACCGGAUCAGUAUCCCCAUGCACCAGACCUUUGCCUCUGCGCUCAAUUUCCGAGAGACCAGCCCAGAGCAACGCGGCUCUGAGGUGCACACCAAAAAGACCGUGAUGAUCAAAACUAUCGAAACCCGUGACGGGGAGGUGGUGAGCGAGGCAACCCAGCAGCAGCAUGAAGUACUGUAGAGAAGGCUGCUCUGGCAGCCCACAGGCACCUUCCAUCCCUGCCUCCGUCCCGAUGCCAAGUCCCCCUCCUGCCCCCCACCUUGUCCCCGGCACUCCCCCGACACUGCCUGAGGGGUCUUCCCCUGUGCAGCUGCCUCCGGGCUCUUUGCACACCCCAGGCUCUCUCCUUUGGCUUCAAAAGGCUUGCUCUGCUUUUGUAGCUUCGCAGCGGCAACGCCAGCAUCAGGAUCAGGCCCGGGCCGGGGAAGGGGGGUGGCAGGAGGGAGGGAGGCAGGGGACAAGCAGGAGGGGCUGGGGGGAGCAGGUGGUGGCCUGGGCCAGCUCCCCAGAGAGCCGGACGGUCCCAGCAGCAGGUUCUGGAUCCUCCCACAGCCCCCUCCCUGCACCAGGCACGGGCUUGGGCUUCGUCCUGCGGGAGCAUGGACCCAUCCCCUGUCCUCCUGCACCAGGACCACUGGCCUCCCUGGAGCUGGCACUUCUCUGGGUGCAUGGUGGCGGUGCCAGGGAUGGGGAGAACUGAGGUCCAGGCCAAGCCCCCUGUUCUCCACCUGGGUCCAAGCCAAGGUGCUCCCAACCUGCAUUCCUCCCUGCCCAGGGGGGCUGGGACCCUACUCUCCCCCUCCCUGGCCUGAGAGACAGCCCCUUGGGGCAGAGAAGGGCAGCGCCCACCCCCAUCAUGGGGACCCCCAGCAGCAGGGGCCAGGCUCGUGAGCCAAGAGGGUACUUGUAGGUGGACACAGGAGAGAGGAGGAGUGAAUGAGUGGGAGAGAGGGGUGAGAGAAGAAGAGGAUCCAGAGAGAGGCCUGGGGUCCAGGGCAGGUGCCUCCACCCCUCGCCCCACAGCACCCCCACCCCACUGCGUCUAUAUGACUCUUCAGACAGCUGAAAUAAACA
Messenger RNA from Indicator indicator, 2326 nucleotides. RefSeq names its product desmin (gene DES). Gene Ontology annotation, biological process: skeletal muscle organ development. Gene Ontology annotation, cellular component: intermediate filament; cell-cell junction; sarcolemma. The record is from RefSeq and is a predicted model, not a curated record. Bases 38 to 1432 code for a protein of 464 amino acids. The transcript has 9 exons. Lineage: Eukaryota; Metazoa; Chordata; Aves; Piciformes; Indicatoridae.